CGCCAAAGAGAAGAAAAAUCGUCGCGGUAAAUUCGUAUACACACAUGUGUACAUCUAUUUUGAACAUAGACGAACCUAUGAAAAAUGCAAAUGAACUAUAUGCAUUAGAAUGUGUCAUCUGAAGGCGUCAUAUAAUAUUCGUAAACAAUUAUAAACAGUGUUGUCAUCGAAUUUUUCGCUAUUGCGAAUAUUUCGAAUAAAUAAUAGUUAUGAUCAAACUUGUACUGAAAGGUUGCCACAUGAUCUCAUAUAUUCAUCCAACGUGCUGAGAGAGUGCAAUUCGAUCGAAAAGAGACAUAGAAAUAAACAGGGAGAGAGAGAGGAGAAAGAGGAGAGAGAGGAGAGAGAUCUAACACAGAAGAGCAUAAGACGAGUACAAAAACAAGUUUGUUGUUGCGUUGCCUCCAAAAAAAGACAGUGAGACUCGUACUGCAUAAAGGAAUUUUAAGUAUUUUUUGAACAUUACUGAAUACUUGUGACUUCAGAAUGGCGUCCACAUCGGGUUUAAAGGUCUUUGCCUACGCACUGCACAUAUUAUGUACGUUGCUGGCACUUGUGCUGAUAUCUUUCGGAGCCUAUGUGUUAAUGUCCUAUGAUGUCAAUAAAAUAGGACUCUAUGCAGCCUCUGCCUAUAUAGCCAUUGGUUUGGCCGCUAUUAUCAUCUUUCUCUGGGGAUAUUUGUCCGCUUGGCGUGAGCACGUCUGUUGUACUGUUGCCUUUGUUUCGUUUUUAUUUCUGAUAAUUAUUGCUCAAGCAGUGGCUUUGUUUGUACUCACUACCCAAGAACAAGAUGUAGCAUCGAAUUUGGCAAACUCUUUGGAGGCGACCUGGGAUCAGGAGCUCAAUAGUCCAGGAGCCAUGUCAUUGUAUGAGAACUGGUUCCAAUGCUGUGGCCGUGGAAGUCCUCAGGAUUAUGUUGUUAAUGAGCGUCUGCCGCCGGAAACCUGUUUCCGCAACCAUGACAAGAGCAAUCCCGACAAUCUGAUCCCCACAGGCUGCCGUGUUGCAUUCGAGAAUUACUGGAAGAAUCUCAUAAUGGUUUUCAAUAUUAUAGGCUGGGUGCUCAUCGCUGUUGAGGUGCUUCUAAGUAUUGUGUCCUGUGGCCUGUGCAACAGUAUUCGCAAUGAUCACCGUCGCUCUUACUACUAAGAAGAUGUUUUUCCAGAGAUUUCAUUUGUUGAACUUGAAUUGCUUCAAAUAUUCACACAUUAUACUCUA
Molecule: messenger RNA, 1218 nt
Organism: Drosophila innubila
Lineage: Eukaryota; Metazoa; Arthropoda; Insecta; Diptera; Drosophilidae
Product: protein late bloomer
Exons: 5
Coding region: 487-1149 (220 amino acids)
Cellular component (GO): membrane
Source: RefSeq, a predicted model, not a curated record